Lodderomyces margitis is the source of this 4119-nucleotide messenger RNA. RefSeq names its product ubiquitin-specific protease. Gene Ontology annotation, cellular component: cytosol; nucleus. NCBI's taxonomy places the organism in Eukaryota, Fungi, Ascomycota, Pichiomycetes, Serinales, Debaryomycetaceae. The transcript has a single exon. Gene Ontology annotation, biological process: protein deubiquitination; regulation of protein stability. The coding region runs from base 1 to 4119 and encodes 1372 amino acids. Gene Ontology annotation, molecular function: protein binding; cysteine-type endopeptidase activity; cysteine-type deubiquitinase activity. The record is from RefSeq and is a predicted model, not a curated record.
AUGGUGCUGAAUCAAGAUACAAAUACCAAAAAGAGGACGUACAACGAAGACAAGAUAUAUGCAGAAGAGUCGGUUGCUAGCAAUGGUACCGAGGAUGCACCGCAACAAGUGCAUGUCAACCCCCAACAUCAAAAACCAGGGCUCUACGACGAUGACGUCAAUGAUCUUGAAAUGGUAUCUAGUCCUGAGAUAGUUGAUAUCAACGCAGGCAUAGAAGAAGAUGACGAUGAAGAUGAAGACGAGGACGAUGAAGAGAUCAUUGAACAAGAUGCUUUGGGUGAAUUGGGAGAUAAUGUUCAAAUAGUGGAUGAUGAUGGAAACGUUGUUGAGUUAGCAAAUGAAGCUAAUCCCAAUUUAACGAAUAACCAUCAGAUAAACAAUGUAGCCUCGGCAGCAAAUCUGCGUGGUCAACAACAAAAUGGGCUACAAAAGACGUAUCCACUUGCCAAUGAUUUCGAUGCACUCGCAACAAAGUUGAUGAAACCAAUUGAGGAUUACCCUGUUGGAGACUCGAAUCAUUUUGUGUGGGAGAUAAAAGACUGGACGCUGCUUCUGAAACAGGACAAGGUCAGGUCUCCAACUUUCAAAUGUGGCAAUUUCAACUGGAAUAUUUUACUUUUCCCCAAGGGCAAUGGAAACAACAAUUUUAUCUCCAUCUAUAUAGAACCACAUCCACCUAUUGAUGAGGCUACUGGCAAGGCAUUGGAUGAAGAUUGGUACGUUUGCGCUCAAUUUGGACUAGAUUUGUGGAACCCUGAUCACCCAGAUGCCCAUUUUCCAAAUCAGAGUUCACAUAGGUUCAGCAAAAGUGAUGCUGAUUGGGGAUUCAGCUCAUUGAUUGAGUUGAGAUCCUUAAUGUCAAGCAAGAACUUCAAAAGUCAACCAUCACAAUAUCCCAUAUUGGAAAAUAAUCGAAUGAAUAUCACAGCGUUUGUCAGAGUGAUUGACGAUUCUGCAACUGGAACUUUAUGGAAUUCCUUGGUUGACUACAAUUCCAAAACCAAAGCUGGAUAUGUUGGAUUAACUAACCAGGGAGCCACUUGCUACCUCAAUUCCCUAUUGCAAAGUUACUUCACAACAAAGAUAUUCAGAAAACUAGUUUAUCAGAUACCUACAAACUUGAAAAAGAAUGCUUCAGUUGCAUAUGCAUUGCAGCGUAUAUUCUACCAAUUGUCAAAGUCAAAUGACCCCGUGGCUACCCUGGAUUUGACCAAAUCUUUUGGUUGGGACUCUUCAGACGCAUUCACCCAGCAUGAUGUACAGGAAUUGAAUCGUAUUUUGAUGGACAAGUUGGAAACUGCCAUGAAGGGGACUGGAAUUGAAAAUGGAUUAAACGAUAUUUUUGUUGGAAAGAUGAAGUCGUAUAUCAAGUGUGUCAAUGUCCCUUAUGAAUCAUCACGAGUGGAAGAUUUUUGGGAUAUCCAGUUAAAUGUUAAGGGAUGUCAAAACUUAGAACAGUCUUUCAAAAAUUAUAUUGAAAUAGAGAUGUUGGAUGGAGAGAACAAAUAUCAAGCCGGUGAUGAGUAUGGCUAUCAAGAUGCCAAAAAGGGGGUUGUAUUUGAGUCCUUCCCACAAGUUUUGCAUUUGCAAUUGAAAAGGUUUGAGUAUGACUUUAUGGUUGAUGAUUUGGUCAAGAUUGAUGACUUUUAUGAGUUUCCUGACAAGAUUGAUUUGAAACCGUAUUUGGAUGAAGAUUUACCUGCCGAUGUUAAAAAUCAAAAUUGGAAUUAUAAGUUGCAUGGAGUUUUAGUUCAUCAAGGUACAAUAUCUAAUGGCCACUAUUAUGCCAUGAUCAAGCCCAAUGCUAGAGAUGAUACAUGGUUGAGAUUUGAUGACGACAAAGUAUGGAAAGUGUCCAAGUCGCAGGUGUUUAAGGAGAACUUUGGAGCUCCAGAAUUGAGUAGAGAGCAGUUGGCCACCAUGUCGAGAUUGGAACAACAAGAACACUUGAUCAGGAGAGUCACGUCCGCAUAUAUGUUGGUCUAUUAUCGAGAAUCAGAAUUGGAUGAUGUUUUACCUUCAGACGAAGAAGCAAUAAAUGCAGUUAUUUCGCCUGACAUCGCCAACCAGAUUCAAAAAGAGUGGGAAGAGCGGUUAAGACUUGAAAAGGAAAGACAAGAGGCCUUGUAUUACACAACUGCCAAGGCUAUAACAAUUGACACAAUCAACAAUCAUACUGGAUUUGAUUUAGCCUUAGAUCCAACCGUUGAAACGUACUACGAUGAAAAUCUUGCUGGGACUGAAGCUGAUGCAAAACUGUUUAGAAUUCGCAAGGACAGUCCAUUUACGGAUCUUGUCGACCAAAUAGGUGAGCUGUUGGGCUAUGAGGAUAAGAGUUUAUUCAGAUUAGGUGUUGUGUGCCACCGAAACAACCAUACCAACAGAUUAGACGAGCUUGUGGAUGUAAAAUUAAAGGACUUAACGGUUGUGAAUUUUUAUUCCAAAGUCUUUAAUAGAAAGUAUGAUCAAAUGGUUUUCUAUGUGGAAGAGCUAAACAAGGAUAUCAACAAUAUAAACAAGUUGACGGAUGUUGAAAAAAGGAUAGACCCGGCAGACUUUAAAUUUGAUGAAACAUUUGCGAAGAUACAAUCGGUAGGUCAUGAAGUUACAGAGGACAUGAAAUUCCCCAUCACGGAAAAGCACUCAGGUUAUAUUACAAUCUUUAUCAAAUAUUUUGACCCUGUAUCACAGCAAGCAAGGUCUUUGUCACAUAUUACAGUAUCUACUAGUGAUUCACUUUCGUCAGUUAUCGAGCCUAUUAGAGACUUGUUGGGAUUUAAAGAGGAUGUCGAUUUUGAGUUGUAUGAAGAGUUAACACCACAACGCUGCGAAAAGCUCGAUGUCAAACAGGUCUUUGAGCAACAGGAGUUGAGCACUGGUGAUAUCAUUGUCGCACAGGUUACCAACUCUAGUGAACUAGCAGGUGAUAAGCAAUUUAAAAAUGUAAAGGAAUAUUACAAGUUUCUUGCUACUCGUGUACACAUUAGGGUAAAACCUUACAAUGCCAACGAAUCAGACGAAGAUUCAGAUUACAUCGAUGAAGAAGGAGGAGAAGAUACUGAGAAUGGUGAAUUAAACUCAAACAGAGAGCGAAAGGAUUUGAAUGGCCAGUAUAAUGACGAAACGACCAUGAAGGAAAUCGAAGAAGUCAAGAAGUUGAGCAAGAGCUUUGAUUUGUGGAUUUCUUCAACCUAUAGCUACCAAGACUUGGCAGAAGCCAUUGCCGGUAUCAUUAAAUGUGACCCCGAAUAUUUGAAGCUUUUUGUUAUCGGUAACCAAGGCACCCGUUAUCCUUUAAAGACGAGUCACUUUUUGUCGCAGGUUUUCCCUAGAAACGCUUCAGUGAGCCAAAUGUUUGACAUUGAGUAUGAAGUGUUGAACAUCAAGAUGAAGGAGUAUGAGAAUUUAAAACUGUUUAAGGUGUUUUGGCUCAGCAAUUUACUACAAUACCAAGAGUUUGAAUUGUUAGUUCCAAAGCGUGGCACUUUGACGGAUCUUAUUAAUAAGUUAUUGCACAAGGUGGAAGUCCCUGAAAAUGAUUUGAAGCAUCUUUUGUGCUGGUCGGGAGCCAACCAUAAAUUUUCAGAAAUACUUCGAUUUGAUACUCCCGUGCAGCUGCUCCACGAGGAGGAUGACAUAUAUUGCGGUAUAUUCCCAGCUGAGGUCGAAGUUCUAGUUGACCAUGAUAUUAUCAAGAGAUUCACUGGUGAUGGAGAAGCUAUUGACCUCGAGGAGAUAAAAGACGAUGUGAUUAGGGAUGAAUUUGUUAGAGCUCGCGAAGCUUCAAAAAAUCUCAACCUCAUUCCAGCUUUCCAUUUCCAUAAACAAAGUACAAACUAUCAUGGUAUACCAUUUAUUGUCAUUCUUUUUUCUGACGAGCUUUACAGCGAAACAAAGGAGAGAUUACGGAGGAAAUUGGGAUUGGGCCAGCAAGCAUUUGACAAGAUCAAAUUUGCCUUGGCGGAUGCCAACGACAAAGGGCUGUACAUUGAUGAUACUGAUUCUGGGUUGAUAUUGUUUGACAAGAUAGGCAAUGGAAGAGCUAAUUUGGCCCUUGAUCAUAUUGACCGCAAUCCCAAGCGUCAAAAUCCAUACGAAAAGGGAAUCUCUAUAAGAUAG